UCAAGUAGUGUUUAUUCCUUUAAGAUCGCUUUUAUUCAAGAAAUUUAUUGGACAUAAUAUCCCCUUUCGUUUCCAUAGUGAUUGGAUGAAGUCCCUGUCUUACGGGUAGGGACAGAUAUUUAUUAGUCAAGGAAGGAUAAGAGCUGAUCUGUAAAUUUUAAGUGGCGGCUAAAAGUCAUAAAUGGUCAUAGAACGAGAGAACAAAAGAUAAUCGUUUUUUUUCCCUGAUCGGUUUUUGCGGCGUCAUGUCUGCUUGAUAAUACACCUCCUGUCUCUCCCAGCUAAUGAGCACCCUCCCCAUCCGUCGCUGCUGUUUAUCAGGCAUACCUGGCAGGUAAAUACUUGAGAGAUCCGAAGGAAGCAAAGCGCAGGGCAGCCCGCAUUCAAAGCCUGCCUCAAAAUGGUGGACUGCCACCGAGUUAUAAAGGCAGCAUGUAUUAUUCUCAACAUGAUUAUGUACACGCUACUUCUUGUCAUGAAUUACGCUGCAAACAACAAAAGUGGGAUCCUUUUUGGAAACAAAUCGGUCGGACAGGUGGUACGGAAAUAUUCCAUCGAGUUCAGCCCCGCACCUUACGCAUUUGAGAUCUGGAAGCUCGUAAACGCUUGGACCGCUUUGUGGAUUCUAUACACGUUGACUUACAUCUUCAGACAACGCGUGCCCGAUGUGUUGAGCCCGUAUUUCUUCGUUUGUUUUACGAUGGCUACCGUUUCGAACAUGGCUUGGACUCAGUUCAUUAGCUGGGAGUUAAUCAAGGUAGCAAUAGGCUUCGUUUUCGCUAUGGUGGUAUUCCUCUAUGCGUCUCUCGCUUGUAGCUUCGCUGGUUUGUACAAACAGCGCUACUUCAUCGGUCGAUUCGAUUACUGGGUCAUUCAUACGCUGGUGAAUAAUGGCAUCGCUGCGUAUGCUACGUGGGUCACCGUGGCCGCUCUUCGCAGUCUGGCGCUAACUUUGACAUAUUUUCUCGACAUACAGCGAGAACUCUCGGUGACAAUCGCUUUGGGAAUUCUCACGCUGUUAAUCGUGGUGUGGUUUAUCUUAGAAAAUACGUUUUUCAGAGAAGAUCUUUUGUAUACCAUAACAAUUUAUCCAGUCUUAAUUUGGAUUUUUGUCGCCAGCAUAAUCCUCAACUUAAACCCCGUAAGCCGCCUAAAUACGGCCAUUAUGCAAUCUCUUCUUGCCGUUUCGUGUACUCUCUUUAUUGGAAAAAUUAGUCUCAUGGUGUGGAAAAUCACUGAAAAAUGUCGAGACACCAGAGCAAUAGCUGACCUAGCUAUGGCGGAAAUAACUCCAAGGUUUGAGGAGAACCGCGAGCAAAAAUACACUGAUAGAUCGGAUAAUCAGGAACUUGUCGACUAGGAUUAUUUUUACCCACCAAAACAAGCCAAGCGCAUUUACUGUUAAUUGAUCGAAUUAUCGAUAUUGGAACCCCACCCGGAAUAUUGAUCACGCAUUUUAAAGAUGCCGUGAUUGUUUUUGUCACGCUCUAUUUAGGUCUAUAUGAUGAAGUUGACAUAGAGCUCCCGGCUUUAUCAAAGCAGACAAGAAACUAGAAGUGUUUUAACGCAAGAAGACUUAAUUGCCGGUAAACUGAAUUUUCUUGUUUUUGUUUUUGUAGGAGCCCUUGGGCUUCUGUUUUGUUGUUAACAUCUAAACGAUCACUCAUAGAUAAAAGCUAAAAGGUACUGGUAAGAAAUCGUAAAUUCCCUCAUGUGAUUUCUGUCGAAUUCAUGUUCUUCGCCUUUCCUCUCAUAAUAUAUAAUUAUCGAUUUUUAUUGAAUCGUCCUCAGCUAAAGCUUUUGGAACCAUUCAAAAAGUAAAGAGAUGUGUGAUUCGUUUUGCCACGAGCGUGGGUCAAAUGAAAACCAGUUGUAAAUGUUACGUCAUGUCUGAUGUUCAGAUCAAGAUAUAAAUUCCUAUUAAA
This is a messenger RNA of Stylophora pistillata, 1925 nucleotides long. RefSeq lists its product as uncharacterized. NCBI's taxonomy places the organism in Eukaryota, Metazoa, Cnidaria, Anthozoa, Scleractinia, Pocilloporidae. The record is from RefSeq and is a predicted model, not a curated record.